Jatropha curcas is the source of this 793-nucleotide messenger RNA. RefSeq lists its product as uncharacterized. Gene Ontology annotation, cellular component: ribosome. The record is from RefSeq and is a predicted model, not a curated record. Gene Ontology annotation, biological process: translation. Gene Ontology annotation, molecular function: structural constituent of ribosome. Lineage: Eukaryota; Viridiplantae; Streptophyta; Magnoliopsida; Malpighiales; Euphorbiaceae.
ACAAAACAGUAAAACGGUGCGCACAAAAUAAUAUUGCUUCAUUUCAUACUAGCUCAAAUCUCCCAAACCUUCAAGCAAAACCCUAACAACGACGCCGAUCAGGAUUCAGGCGCAACAAAGAAGAAGAUUCCCUGAGUUCUGCGAUCAAUUAGAACCGAUUAAAAUAAAGUAUUAGAUUUUCAAUUGAAAAAUGAUGAAUUUUACAACAAUGUUUUGCAAACGUCUAAACGUGAAGGAGCUUGUCACCAAUGUUCCUGUAUACGAAAGCAUUAGAGAUAGCUCUGCUGGUGGAUUAAGCUUGAUUUUAAGGCGUUGGGCUACCAAGAAGACAGCCGGAUCCACCAAGAAUGGCCGAGAUUCGAAACCUAAGAACCUUGGAGUGAAAAAAUUUGGCGGCGAGAGGGUGAUACCUGGAAAUAUCAUAGUUAGGCAGCGGGGAACUCGAUUUCAUCCUGGAAACUAUGUCGGGAUGGGGAAAGAUCACACCCUUUAUGCCCUGAAGGAAGGAAAUGUCAAGUUUGAGACUCACAAACUUAGUGGCCGCAAGUGGGUGCAUGUUGAACCCAAAGAUGGAUUUCAGCUUCACCCUGUCUAUGCUAAAGCAAGCGGUGCUUCAACCCAGCUCAAUACGACACCCUCUUGAAUUAUUUGUAAUUUUUGAUUUAUCUUGAAUUUGGUUUAGCCUUGGGGUGAUUCCUCACAUUUUCAAAUAAAGAAUAAUUAUAUAACACUAGUUUUUGGACUCCAUUUUUAUUUCCUCGUCAGUUCAAUUUAGUUGAGUGAUGUUGUUUAA